GAGAAUGGUGUGACGCGCAGGCGCCAAAACGACAUUUCGCGAUCGCGUCGCCCCAACGACAAGUGAUUCCCCCACACACACAUGUUGCCGGUUACCUCAAACCCGUCGAUCGAAAAAAAAACAUAUAAAAAACAGGCUGAAAGGUGGCAAAACGCUGUGAGAGGGAGAAUCGUCGCGAAAGGGUCCUCUCGACUAAAUGGAAAGUAUUUUGCCUGAAAACACCUAGUGCUAGUCUCGUCACAACCGGUUCACACGUUCUCUAAUCCUCCAAGAUUCAUCAAAAAGAAUAAAAAUCCCAGUGAAGUGAAGUGAUAAUGAAAGCCCUCAGUCUGAUAGCUCCAGAGUUCCCAUCGACGUUGACCCCUGAAGAGUGAAAUGCCAAAAGUUAAAGCGUGAGAAAGAGAAAAAAAUUUUUGAUUGACAAACGGAAGUGCCAACCGGCAACAAAGAGGGUUCCAAGCCCCUGAGUAAUCGAGCAAUGGCUUCCAUCAAUGGAAACACAGGGGAUCCAGUUCCUCAGUGGAAGAGGGAGUUGAUUCAGCGACGAAAGCAGCAAAAUAGACCCCCAGGGUGUGUCUCCAACAUCUCCAGCAGCAUCUCGAGUACCUGCAAUCUGUCAGAUGCACCUGUGGAGGUGAUAGAUACUGGUAAAGACUCGGAAAAUGGCAUAACAGAUCCACCAAAUCCAAAUAUCCCGGAGUCACAGGCCAACGCUCAGUCAACUCCAGGUUUAAUCCAAAGUAUUUCCACUGGAGGCGCCACAGGAGUUCGUGAGUUGACGGAGAGUCAAUCUGUCGGUGGUAAAUCAGUCGCGUGCAAGAUGCACCUCGAGGCGAAUGGUUCAUGUCCUCUGGAGGACACACCAAAGACCCUCAAGUCACAAUCUGUCGAUCUAGAUCCUCAAAAGCCACUAAAAAUUUAUCCAAGACUGGAGUCUGAUAUCUGCAGAACCAGGAUGACAGCACCCCUCGAGGAUUUUGAGAGUGACAGCUCCGAGGAGCUUCAGUAUGGCCCUGGAAUCGUCAACAAACUCAAGAGCAAGUACCUAAAUCUCACCCUGAGGGAGAUGAACAAAAGUAGAACUUCAGUUCAGAGAUUUCGAAGGGCAGCGAGUCUCGAGGAUCUCCUAGACAGCGACGAGGGGGACAAAACCACCAGGAAAUUCACCAAGAAGAGUCCUGGAGUUUCUGUGAAGAAUGAGAGGUACAGGAACUCCUCCAGGGGUAAUGACUCCAUGAAAAGAGCACGAAGUGUCGAGACUCUCAUGAGGUAUCAAUCUGUCGAGGAGGAGAAACAGAAAUUUAUGGGAUUCCAGAAGGACUCCAACGAUCACAUCGUCCUCAUCGACAGGACGACUGUCAAUAUCGAGAGUAGAUUGAAGGAUCGGCCAAAACCUCUCAAUAAACCCAAGAGGAUUAAACCUCUGCUGGCUGACACCGAGAGACCACCACCCGAUCUCGUUAAAACCACCAUGAGGAUCUUCGAGGGCUCUGUCAAGAAGCUCAAGCCUAAAGGUGAUGUUGCUGUCAAGGUCGCAACAUUUAAGACGAUUAAUGACACUUUUAAGGCACAAACUGCCAAGAAAAUUCAGAAACCACCCCUCCAACCUAAGCCUUUCAUGAAUGGAGGAGUCAAGGUCGUCUCCAAGAAGAGAGAUGAUUUUGUCAAGUGUUUGGAGGGUAGUGAGACCCUGGAGAAGAGAAAUGGAGUGGAGAGUGAGACGAUUGUUCAGUCGGUUUCGUCGGUUGUUGAAAAGUUCCAGAAAAUUGAGAAGUCGUCGUCACCGGAGCCCAAUAAAUUCAGGUUUUCACCGAGUCCUGAACCCUCCAGGGGGACUGCCAGAGCUGUGCCAAUAGUCUUAUGUCCUUUAGGUUCUAAGAGGGAUAAAAAUUCGGGGGGAGGUACGAGUGAGGGCUGUCAGGAGAAAUUGGAGGUCAAGGACGAGAGGGAAUCCUCUGGGGAUGGUGAAGAUCCGGAGGAGGAGGUCAAGGGUGAUGACAAGGAGGUGAUAGACUGUGAGAGUGAGGGGGUCGAUGGAGACAAGGGGGAGAGUGGGGAAAUUGGGGAAAAGGGGGAGAAUAGGGAGAAUAAGGAGGAGAGGAGGGGAAUUUUUGAGAGUGAAGUGGAGGUGAUCUUCGAGGAAAUGGAGAAAAAUUGCUCUGGGGGUCAGGGUGUCAAGGAGACAGGGGGAAAUUCUCCUCAGGGUGUCAAAGAGACUGGGGGUAGUUUUCCUGAGGGUCUGGAGGAUGUGGAGGUGAAUCAUGAGGGAUUCAGGGGGGAGAAAGAGCCUGAGACCUGGAAGGAGGACAAACCCCUUGGGGCCAUAUCCAGUUUGGGAGUGAUUAGGACCUCAAACCCUGCGCCCAAGGAGCAGAAAUGUGGCAAGAAGGUCUCCUCACCCAUUCCUAAACAAAUUGGUAUCAUUCGUCCAUUGGUAUCGGUCAAACAGCCACAGCCACUCAGCAAUCGGGAGAUGGAGAAGAAUUUGAUUAAUAGGGUGAAGAAUAUUGAACAGCCAACGAAGGUUGUCGUCAGUCUCAAGAGUGCUGAGGAAAUUCAGGGUAAAAAAAAUUCACCUGGGGAGGGGGCAGGCAGUGGACUGUGGGAUACUAAACCGUGGAAUCAGCAGAAUAAUACAAUGGUUUUCAACUUUAGUAAUAGGAAGGAUGUGCCGGAUUAUAUCGAGAAUGAUGGACUCAUUAUCAGGAGAAAGAGGGAUAAGCCUAAGGUGGGAGAUGGUGGGAUUAUCGUCCUGGAUGCCACUUUGGAUGCCUCGACCACUGAUGAAGGCGAUUGGGAAAUGUCCAGAGGACCCCCUUCACCCUGCGAUGUCCUCUUCACGAACGACAACGUCUUGAUUAAUGGGCGCAGUAAUCUGAUAAGGACCCCGAGAAAUCACAAGAAUCGGAUACAGUUUAAUGAUGAUGCUACCAGAACAUUUGAAUAUCCCAGUGAAGCUUCGAUGCUAGAAGAUGAUGCCAGUGGGGAAACAUCUGCAGGAUCUGCUGAUGAUUAUCAAUCAUCUGUUAGCAACAAAUCCACGUGUUCGACGGGGAAUUCUGCCUCUCCCAUUCUCAGUGGAGGUGGUCUGGCGAGUUAUACACCGAGCAAAGUCGACCUGACAUCCGAUGGAUUUGAAUUGGGCAUCACGAGAUCUGUCCACCCACCGACCACCGGAAGUGGUCAGCAAUGGGAGACAGAGGAUAGCACGACAGAUGGAGGAACACAGGAACACCUGGGGGACUCCACCGAGGCUGCCUGGGGGGCUGAAGCCACUGCUGAUCUCCUAUACUGAUCUGCUCUACUAAUAUUCAUUCAAUCGAAAUGAAUCAUCGGUGAAAUUCCAGUUCACUGAGAGAAUUCCCACGUUUCCCGGGAGGAUAAACAUCUUUUCUUCAUGCUAGAGGAACUUUUACGCUUCACUGGGGCUCAAAAUUCCUUCAUUCCUCCGUGAGGUAUCGAUUUUACUCAAUACGAUCGAUUAUAUUCGCUCCAGAAUCAAACAACACGCAUGAAAAAAAUUAUAGAAAAACCGCUCACUAAGCGAUUUUAUUUAAUUAUUAUUCGACGUCCACAAGAAUUCCGGGAAUUCUAUUGGAAUUCUAAUUAAAAAAUCCUCAGUUUCUUACGCUAUUUUUAUAGGAAAUUAUACAAAUUUUUCGUAUUAUUUAAUA
Molecule: messenger RNA, 3674 nt
Organism: Fopius arisanus
Lineage: Eukaryota; Metazoa; Arthropoda; Insecta; Hymenoptera; Braconidae
Gene: bif
Product: bifocal
Exons: 4
Coding region: 479-3295 (938 amino acids)
Biological process (GO): chemotaxis; neuronal signal transduction
Cellular component (GO): nuclear membrane; rough endoplasmic reticulum membrane
Molecular function (GO): microtubule binding
Source: RefSeq, a predicted model, not a curated record